UCCAGUGACACUGUGGCGGAGUGCAGAGCACCAUGCAGGCCGUUAAAGUAUGAACAUUUUACUGCCAUCGCUGCAAGAAGAUGAUCCUGCUGUCUGGUCUGAUUUUUAUUUUAUUGGGAAAACCAGGUCGGUGCCUAGAGGAGGAUGGAGGAAUUUAUUUUAAUGGAGACGUCCGCCACUUCGCCGUGGCCAACAACUCCGUUUACGUCGCCACAGACGACAGACUGUACCAGCUGAACCAUGACCUGACUCUGGUCCAGAGUCUGACCCAUAGAGGAUUCUUGAAGUACGAUAAACAGCUGAAUGUCCCCAGGUUUCACCGGGUUUCCGAGAAGGAUGAGUGGAACGCAACUUUCAGUGUCCAUGUGUUACUGCCGUUUGAUGAUAAUGACACAUUGAUCAGCUGCGGUGUGACUGACAACGGAUGCGGCUACUGCGAGGUGCUGGACCUGGCAGACAUCUCUAAAGUGCGGUACAGUGAACCCAUUCUUGUGGGACCAGUGAACCCCAACAACGCGUCCGUCGCAUUCCUGGUGGAUGUGGAGAGAUCAAGAACCAACGAGACUUAUAUUCUAACCGCCAUACAGCAAGACGAAUCCCCAAAGCCAACAUGCUCCUCUGGUUCCGAGAUAGUGUAUCUUCACAGUACAAAUAACCAACAGCAAGGAGGCAUAUUUUCCUUUAAUGAGGGGUCUACCCCUCUGUUCAAAAGUAAAGGUAAUGUGGAUUUUGUGGACGGAUUUCAGAUCAGUUCAAUCAUCUAUCUUUUCUCCAACGUGCCUUCAGACAAAGAAGGCAACAAUGUUCGUCUCAUUUGGCUGGAAGGUAAAACGAGCAGGGUCCAGACAAUGAGGUCACUGCGUGGUGCGUCUCUCUAUAUCUCUGAUCUUGGUGGUAAAGGCAGCAUACUUCUGGCCUCCUCGGUGGUCCCGGGCGGGCCACCGGUGCUCUGGAGCGGCGUGUUCAGUGUAGACGGAGGACAAACCAACACCGAGCUGGUCAUGUUUGACAUCAGUCCCGAUCUCACCCUAAAACAAAAUGAAGAUCCAGACUUCUGCAGUGCUGCUCGAUGUGACGGCAUGAACGUUAAGCCACAGACCCUGAAGCCAAAGAAGACACUCUUCAGGCAGAACUACAUGACCUCUGUGCUGGCAGUGAGACACAAGAGCUGGAUGGUUUUCUUUGUUGGGACGGGAGAUGGACAGCUCAUUAAGCUUGCUGUGGACAACAACUAUCACACCACCUGCCCCAAGGUGCUCUACAGGGCCAAUGAUGACCACAAAGUGUUUCCCAAAAUACAUCUGGAUAAAGUGGAUCAUAAACAUCUGUAUGUGGCAUUUCAAAACCAGAUGAAGCGUGUACCUGUGUCAAAGUGCAGCACAUAUAAAACUCUGCAGGACUGUUGGUCUGCUCAGGAUCCAUACUGUGUCUGGUGUGGCUCCAACAGAUGCACAUUUGAAGAUGAAUGCCCAGAUUCAGACUGGUUAUCCAUUCCUGAAGAUUACCAGGAGAAAAUGGUUUCCUACACUGUAACAAAAGACACCACUGACCAGAUCACACUAAAGAUCCAGACACACCUGACUGUGGGUCAAAACGUGUCUAAUUUCACCUGUGAAAUCUCUUCAAGUGUCAAUGAGUUUUGUAGAUGGGAAAGCGCUCCCCCACAGUUCCCACAAUGCACCUGCAUCCUCUCAAAUAACACACUUCCCAUUGAAGGCCUGGAUGUCACAGUAAGGAUUAGACUGGGGAAGAUUGAUUGGUUGGAAAAAUUGAAGCUAAUGAAGUGCUUGGACAUCAGAGGACCAUCUACCUCUGACUUGUGUAAGCAGUGUCUUGAUGCUGGAUGUGACUGGAGCCAAAAUGUCUGUUCCUGGGCGACUACAGAACUAAAGAAUUACAGUGUUUGCCAAAUGGAGGAAUCAGGAAUGAACAUUUCUAAGCCAGAGAUCUCCUCCAUCACUCCCAGCGUUGUGAGUUUUUACGGCAAAAACCAUGCACUGUUGACAGGUCACAACCUCAGUGACGUGAUCAGAGUGAGGAUCCAAGCGGACAUGGACUGCACUCCACGAGAAUCUCCUGUGUGGAACAACACAGGUGUGAAUCUGACGUUCCACAUUCCCAGUGCUGACCGUAAAGGCAUGGUCAAAGUAUGUGUUGUCCUCCCAGAUGGUAGUUGCCAAGGCAACACUGAAAUCACCUACAGGUCAUCACCAUCUUGUACCGCUGUUACACCAAGCAGCAGCUGGAUGAGUGGAAAUAGGAAGAUCACACUCUCGGGAUCCCACCUGGAAUUUGUGGAAGGGGUCAUACACAGCCACACCAUGCAGGAUGUCAGGCUUCCCAGAAACAGCAACUCUCAGAAUCUAAUCUAUGACACACCUGCAGCUGAAAAUACUAAAGGAACUUUUACCAGCAAUGUGUUUCUGAAAAUUGCCAAUGAAACCUUGACCUGCUCCACAAGUAUCGCUUACCAUCCAGACCCUGAAUUUAUCAGCUUCACAUCCACAAGGAGGAAUGAUGUGCAUACGAUCACCGUAAAGGUACAACAUAUCUCCAACAAACAUGCACAAACAUGA
Scomber japonicus (chub mackerel) is the source of this 2576-nucleotide messenger RNA. Its product is annotated as plexin-C1-like. The transcript has 13 exons. Gene Ontology annotation, cellular component: semaphorin receptor complex. Gene Ontology annotation, biological process: regulation of GTPase activity; regulation of cell migration; semaphorin-plexin signaling pathway involved in axon guidance. The record is from RefSeq and is a predicted model, not a curated record. Gene Ontology annotation, molecular function: semaphorin receptor activity; protein binding. The coding region runs from base 81 to 2576 and encodes 831 amino acids. Lineage: Eukaryota; Metazoa; Chordata; Actinopteri; Scombriformes; Scombridae.